CCAUAAACCCUUGCGAGCUUUACGUCGUUGUGCGUCAACUCCCCAGUCCCCCCACCAUCAUCGUUCUACAGAGGAAGAAAGGGGGAGACGGGCAGCCUAUACAGAACGCUUUCACACAAAUAUGAGCAGCAGCGGGCGGCCCAGGACCAGCUCAUUCGCUGAGCCUCCCGGAGCUCCCGGAUCCGCUGCAGCCGGUGCCGGAUCAGCAGUAGCCGGUGGAAGCUCGACAGGAAAAACUGGGGCUUCACAAGCCACUGGAAGCAGCUCAACGAGCUUUGGGAAUCUGAAACUGCCUAGAGACAGUGGCAAAGUGACAACAGUGGUGGCUACACCUGGCCAGGGCCCUGAUCGCCCACAGGAAGUGUCCUACACAGAUAUAAAGGUCAUAGGAAAUGGCUCCUUUGGAGUGGUCUACCAGGCUCGCCUCAUCGACAGCCAAGAGAUGGUGGCGAUUAAGAAAGUUCUCCAAGACAAGAGGUUUAAAAAUAGGGAGCUGCAAAUUAUGAGGAAAUUGGACCACUGCAACAUUGUGAGGCUACGUUACUUCUUCUACUCCAGCGGAGAGAAGAAAGAUGAGGUGUAUUUGAAUCUGGUGCUGGACUACGUCCCCGAGACAGUGUACAGGGUGGCUCGGCACUUCAACAAGGCCAAGACUACCAUCCCCAUCAUCUAUGUUAAGGUGUACAUGUACCAGCUGUUCCGCAGUCUGGCUUAUAUCCAUUCCCAAGGCGUGUGCCACAGAGACAUCAAGCCCCAGAACCUCCUGGUGGACCCAGAGACGGCCAUCCUCAAACUCUGUGACUUUGGCAGUGCUAAGCAGCUAGUUCGGGGGGAGCCGAAUGUGUCCUAUAUCUGCUCACGGUACUAUCGUGCCCCAGAGCUCAUCUUUGGUGCCACCGACUACACAUCCAACAUUGACAUCUGGUCGGCCGGCUGUGUGCUGGCUGAGCUGCUGCUGGGCCAGCCCAUUUUCCCUGGGGACAGCGGUGUGGACCAGCUAGUAGAGAUAAUCAAGGUUCUGGGGACACCAACAAGGGAGCAGAUCCGGGAGAUGAACCCUAACUACACAGAGUUCAAAUUCCCACAGAUCAAAGCACACCCUUGGACAAAGGUGUUUAAGCCUCGUACCCCACCAGAGGCCAUCGCCCUCUGCUCUCGACUGCUGGAAUACACGCCGGUGACCAGGCUCUCUCCUCUGGAGGCAUGUGCACAUGCCUUCUUCGAUGAGCUCCGCCAGCCCAACACCCGCCUGCCCAGCGGACGAGAACUGCCGCUCCUCUUCAACUUCAGUCCCGUUGAGCUGUCUAUCCAGCCCCAGCUGAACUCCACACUCAUUCCUCCUCACGCUCGUGCACAGUCAUCGCCUGCCUCACAUGAGGGCAGUGUGUCAGACAGUACCGCCCAGCCCAGCUCAGCACCUGGAUCACUCAACAACAGCACCUGAGCAUCCAUCCCUCUGUCCUUUCUUUUUUGUCUUCCCCAUUUUCCUUUUCUCUCCUCUGCUCUCCUCCCUCUCGCCCUUCCUCCUGGCUCCAAACCCCUUAAAAUAGAAAAAAAAAAAACUAUACACACCCACAUAAACACUCAGCAUUGCUAUUUACCCUGAAUGUUAACCAUUUCCAAUAGAAAGCGGUUUCCGUGGCUGCUAGUUUCACAAAGAUGUGGGUUGUUUUAAGGACAUUUAGGUAACCAUUCAUGGGCUUAAUAUAAGCUGCAGUUCUAAGUCCCUGGUGGCCCUUGUCUGGCCCAUUAGAAUAAAGAAUCGUUACAUUGGUUGGGUAGGAUGUUUGGGAGAUGGGUGGGAGGGGGUGUUCGGGGGGGUUAUACAUGUUGUGUGGAUUUUCUGUAUUAUAAUCAAAAGUUGGCUUUUAUCCCUUUUAUGUUCUUUUUAUUUGUAUUAGCUGAUUUUAUGUGUGGCCGUGGUGCCAUUGAAUGGGGUCUUGAUUGGCUAUGGAGUUGAGAAUGAGGGCCGCAUGUAAGGCCUGACUAAUAUUGACAAUCAUUCUUAGUAGGGUCAAAAAUGGCACACUUGUACUGUACAUAGUGUUUGAUCGUACAACCCACUGUGUAGACUAGUGGCUUUUCUUAUCAUUUGCUACCCUGAACUCUACUCAAGUAUUGUCAGUUCAUCUAGCCCAGCGGUGAACAAAUGUGAAGAAUUGUUUUUAAAUCUCCCAGUUUGACACCAGACCGAUUUUGUCCAUGUCAUUUUAGAUAAGAGGUGGUUUUAAAUUUUAUUACAAAGCAGGGCACCACAGCCUGUCUUUACUGUUUGUUUUUGAAAAUUAGCUCCUCGACUGCCUUUUAUGUGAAUGAGAGGGAGCUUUAUAUGAGCAAAGUGCACACAUCUUCACUUUAUUUAGUAUAAGCUCAUGUUGUCAUUGGUUAAGCUGGAAACCAAGCGUUUCAUGUUGAUUCUCAUAGUGAGUAUUGCACAUCUCCAAAGGGAGUAGAAGAGGGGGAGCAAAGGGGGGAGUUAUGUGUACUGUCCAGCUGUGAACGUAACCUCACACAGAGGGAGCCGUUGGUGUGGGGCUCCACUUGCAUCCAAUACAGAAGCCUCAGUGUCUCAAAUGUCAUAAAUGCAGUUGCCGAGCACUGUAGGGUGAAUAGUCACCUCAUUAAUUAUGUCACUUUUACGGUGUUACGUUUCAUAUCAGCUCGAUUAUGUUGAAGCAUUACAUCAGGUGCAGAGGGUACAGAGAGACUACUGGCCGCUUUCGCUGCUCACCUGGCUCAUCAUUGUCAUUUCGGCUAAUAUACACAAUUACUGUUUGUGCAGGAGGAUGACUCUGUGAAUGAAUUUAGUUUGCUGUGUGUAUGAGAGAUCUGUUGAAACCCUCUUCGCCCCUUCCCAAACAGCCUGCCUGUGACGCUCAUAUCACGUCGUGUAAUGGUGGUAGGAACUGAGCUCGAAAGAAUCGCGCAGCCUAACGGUCCACGGUCAGCAUGGACUACUUUUUCUUCCACCACGCAAAUGUGCAUGUUCAGCCCAGGUUGACCACACUAUAUUACUUCCACUAAUAUCAGUAAUAAUCUGACCAGAAAUGAUGCUCAAACGCCUGAAACCCAACAGCUUUGGAGCCUCCCCCAAUUCCUUUUUGCCCUCAUCCCUCUGCCUUCUGCUUCCCUCUUUCCUCUUCCUUUUUUCACUGCUAAACUGUAAAUAUCAAGUACCUUUUAUUUUAUUUUGUUAUUUUUGUUAUUAUUGUUAUUAUAUUGUUGUUCUUGUAAUUUUUUUUUUUCUCUAGUAGACCGGCGCAGCAGCGGCCGGACUGUUUAUCCUCAGUCGCAGUCUGUAAAUAAGAUUUCAUUUCAGUCCCUGGUUCACGGGGGAAAAACAGAACAAAACGUUUCAUUUUUAUUCUCUCUCCCUCCAUUUCUCUCUUCACAACUUUCCCUUUCCCCCCAUAAAUGUUGUCAUAACUGUUUUAUUUAUUGUAUUGUGUUUUUGAGGGUGGGAUUUGGGGAAUCUUUUUUUCCACUGGGGUGGUAAAAAUUGAGGGAUUUGUUUGUUUUGUUUUUUUUUUUUGUUCCAGAUUUUAGUCCAUCAGUGUCACAUGCAAAAUGAUUUCACAUCCAAGAUACUGUACACAGAUCCAGAUGUUGGAGUGUGCUCUUCAAUCAGUGUAUAUUCAGCUGCACAUGGCUACCAACAGGUGGAACUCAUGUUUUCCAUUUGACUUCAAUGUGAAGGGAAUGUUACAAACCUCUGGAUCUAUUGGGGGGGUCACCCUGUGUGUGUGUGUGUGUGUGUGUGUGCUUGUGCGUGUGUGCUUGGAGGAAAGGAGAAAAAUGAAUCUGUCCAUUGACAUGUAUCAUCUCCUGUGUCCGACCGUCUCCUGUUUUCUCUCGCUGUGUCAUAUGAGUGUAACGCGGGUUUGACCUGUUGACAGUAUGUGUCGCAGAUAGGUGAAUUUCUUGAGCACAGCUGCAGGGAAUGUAUGUUUGCAUCUUUGUGUGCGUGUGUGUGUGUGUGUGGGCAAACCAUGGACAUUAUUCUCUGUAUUUUCCUAAACGAAGAGCUGACUAAAUGUGCUAUUUUAAUGUUUGUUUUUUUGUUUCCAUCUUCUGAUGUCACACUUAGUUUUAAAUUUUGCUCUUUUAUCACCCUUGCCUGAGGGAAGAAUGUCAUUGUUGGGAACAGAACGGUUGGAUAAAGGAGAUGAUGAACCAUGAGGGAUGGAGGGAGAGAGACAGUUUUUGUUUGUUGGUAUAAAUAAUUAAACUCAUUAAUAAAGUGAUGAAACUGUU
Toxotes jaculatrix (banded archerfish) is the source of this 4254-nucleotide messenger RNA. RefSeq names its product glycogen synthase kinase 3 alpha b (gene gsk3ab). The transcript has 11 exons. NCBI's taxonomy places the organism in Eukaryota, Metazoa, Chordata, Actinopteri, Toxotidae. Bases 122 to 1444 code for a protein of 440 amino acids. The record is from RefSeq and is a predicted model, not a curated record. Gene Ontology annotation, cellular component: nucleus; axon; cytosol. Gene Ontology annotation, molecular function: ATP binding; protein serine/threonine kinase activity. Gene Ontology annotation, biological process: insulin receptor signaling pathway; extrinsic apoptotic signaling pathway in absence of ligand; regulation of neuron projection development.